Molecule: messenger RNA, 1807 nt
Organism: Lactuca virosa
Lineage: Eukaryota; Viridiplantae; Streptophyta; Magnoliopsida; Asterales; Asteraceae
Source: the annotation of a GenBank genome assembly
ACGCAAUUUUAACAAAAAAUUUCUUUGCAUCAAUCAAUAUUUUUUCUCCAUUGAUGCACAGGUCGUGCUCCAAGAACCAAACAGGCUUGGAUCUCAUGUUCGUGACAUCUACUUCAUCCCCAACUACUGCUUACAGUUUCUUUAUAUAUUGUCUGCAUUCUUUCAUCGUUCCUUUAGAAAGAAGAUCAGGGUAGCUUGUUAUGUUACAUAAGUAUAUAUCAAGAUUUUGUAUACAACAAAUAUGGACAUUAAAGAGAAUAUCUUGAUGGGAAGAUAUGAGUUGGGUAGAUUACUAGGUCAAGGCACAUUUGCAAAGGUAUACUAUGCUCGCAAUUUGAGAACAGGAUCAAGUGUAGCAAUUAAGGUAAUAGACAAAGAGAAGGUUUCAAGAAUUGGGCUUAUUAAUCAAAUCAAGAGAGAAAUAUCAAUCAUGAGACUUGUGAAACACCCUAACAUCUUACAACUUUAUGAAGUCAUGGCAACCAAAACCAAGAUCUAUUUUGCCUUAGAAUACGCCAAAGGAGGUGAGCUUUUCAAUAAGGUAUCAAAAGGAAGGCUAAAAGAACAUAUAGCUCGUAAAUAUUUCCAACAGUUAAUCAGUGCCGUUGAUUUUUGUCACAGUAGAGGUGUUUAUCAUCGUGAUUUGAAACCCGAAAACUUGUUAUUAGAUGAGAAUGAAAAUCUUAAAGUCUCUGAUUUUGGGUUAAGUGCUCUUGCUGAAUCGAAGCGUGAAGAUGGCCUCCUGCAUACGACGUGUGGGACCCCUGCUUACGUGGCACCCGAAGUGAUCAAUAGGAGAGGCUACGAUGGUGAUAAAGCCGAUGUUUGGUCUUGUGGGGUGAUUUUAUAUGUUCUUUUAGCUGGUUAUCUUCCAUUUCAUGAUUCAAAUAUACUCGAAAUGUAUAGAAAGAUUGGAAAAUCGGAAUUUAGGUUUCCAAAUUGGUUUCCAUUAGAAGCACGAAGAUUGAUCUUGAGAAUCUUGGAUCCGAAUCCCGUUAAAAGAAUUACAAUUUCGAAAAUAAAAGAAAAUUCCUGGUUUAAAAAGGGAAAGAUCGAAAAUAAUGGAGCUUCAGGGUCGUCGUCGUCAACGGUCAUAAAAAGUCAAGAUUCAAUGAAGCCGUCGAGUAUGAAUGCGUUUCAUAUAAUCUCCCUGUCUCCAGGGUUCGAUUUGACAACGUUGUUUGAGGAAUCCCGACAUAAAAAGGAGGCGAGAUUUACUAUUUGGCGGCCGGCUUCUGUUAUUAUUUCUAAAUUGGAAGAAAUUGGUGAAGUUUUAGGGAUGAAAGUGAGUAAAAGAGAAGCGGGGUUGUUGAAAUUGGAGGGAAUGAAGGAGGGCAGAAAGGGAAUUUUGUCAAUUGAUGCUGAGAUAUUUGAGCUUACGCCGUCGUUUCAUAUGGUAGAAGUGAAGAAAUGUAAUGGAGAUACGUUGGAAUAUCAGAAAGUAGUAAACGAAGGUUUAAGACCUGGACUUGCCGAUGUAAUUUGGGAUUGGCAACAAGAUCAAGUACAACCAGAGCAGCAUGAGGGUUAAAGGGCUUGAAACGUUGAGUUUAUGCGGAAAACCUGGUCAAGCCGAAAUCAAGAAAGAUCCCUAGAUUAUAAAAAACUUUAUUAUCUUAUACAUGUGUAAUAGUCUUGCUGAUCAUAGCACACAGACACAUCGCCUCUCACUCUCUCUUUCUCUUUGAACACUCUUUAGCACAACUACACUCAUCAUACGAUCAGCACCUGUAACCUAUUUUCUACUUAAUCAAAGUUCUAAAACAAUGUGACUUUGUUAUCUCUCGAGAUUUUAUGCUGAAGAUCC